Molecule: messenger RNA, 1445 nt
Organism: Symbiodinium sp. CCMP2456
Lineage: Eukaryota; Dinophyceae; Suessiales; Symbiodiniaceae
Source: the annotation of a GenBank genome assembly
AUGGCCCCGAGGACCUGGAAAGUGGUGGGAGGUGGAAGUGCUGGCGGCAUUGUGGUUCGGUCUGGCCAGAAGCUGGCCUCUGAUCAGCUUGCCGAUCGAUUGGCGACGGGAGCUCUUGUGAAGGAGCUGAAGCUAGAAGGUGACCGGCUUAACUUCGAGCUGGUCUCCGGCAAAGGUCCGGAAUCUGGCUGGGUUAGCUUGAAGCUCAAGGACAAGGACUUACUCGUCGAGGUAGAUGCCGAAGGCAACGCAAUUGCCAAGGACACCUUGAAGAAAAAAUCCUGGGACACAAAGUUUUUGUUCAAGGGAUGCGGUGCAAAUAUCCGGGCUCUCGACGGCGGCACAGAAGGGGCCAGCCGUGAUCAGCUCUUCGAGUUUCUGAUGCGACAACACGUCAGCCCAGAGCUUCGGAGAGAUUUUUGGGAUGAGAUACCCGACCAUCUCUACGACACUGCAAAGACCAGCGAGAUGGACUGCAUCACCUUUUUCCAAACCGUGGGCCAUCUCUGCUGCGAGCCUUCAGGGAAACGACUGCCCUCUCCCGGGGGUGUACGGCAGCGGCUGGAGACGUUCGGCGACCUCCGAUGUAUUGUUGUGGAACCCGAUGCUGCUUCAGAACCUGCCAAAGUGGUCGUCGUCCUGGCACAUGGUAUCGAGGUCCUGGGCGACGACCUGUACGGUUUGGCUCACCGGCUGUGCAGGGAAGGUCUGAGAGUCGUUCUGCCAGAAGCACCCAACGAGAGUGCGCAACCUCGGGAGGAGGACAUAGUUGAGAAUGUCGGCCAGCCGAUCGACGAGUCCCAAGACACCGAACGCGAAGAAUGGCGGAAGCCACUGCGCGAGUGGUGGAGCCGGAGCAUCAACGAAAAGGACAUAGAGAAAACGUUGUCCAAGGCCGCAGAGAGUCUCGGUGCCUGCGCAGCAGCAGCAAAAGGCGAUGCCAAGCUGGUGCUGGGUGGCUUCUCACAAGGCUCCUUGGUAGCCCUGGCCAGUGCCAAGAAGGCCAAGCCCGCUGGCCUCGUUCUCCUGUGCCCACCAGGGGCUCUGGCCGCACCAGUGGCUCGAUCCUUGGACACGCCGCCGCCGGCGCUCGUGGCAUCGGGAAGCGAGGAUGUCAUCGCGCCGAGGGAAGGCGUCCACGAAGUACACAAGGUCCUUACAAGCGGAGGCAGCCGAGCAGAGCUCGUGAACUUCGAUGGCGGCCACGAGGUGACCAUGAAAGUGGUGGACGCGGUGAAAGCUUUCCUGCUCAAAUCGAUUUUUCUGGCUGAGAUAGAGGAGGGCUGGUACGCGCCGGACGAGACAAAGCAGUGCUUCUUCAACACCAACGGGUAUGAGAUGUUCCAAGCAGCUCGCACCCACGGUGGAUAUUCGGACCUGGCCCGCGUCUUUCUGUCGUGCAACAAGGAGCCGUCCAAGAUCAUGCAUAUCGGCACGAAUCCUCU